Messenger RNA from Sordaria macrospora k-hell, 2316 nucleotides. RefSeq lists its product as uncharacterized. The record is from RefSeq and is a predicted model, not a curated record. Gene Ontology annotation, biological process: fatty acid metabolic process. NCBI's taxonomy places the organism in Eukaryota, Fungi, Ascomycota, Sordariomycetes, Sordariales, Sordariaceae. Gene Ontology annotation, molecular function: NAD+ binding; oxidoreductase activity, acting on the CH-OH group of donors, NAD or NADP as acceptor.
AUGCCCGACAUCGAAGGCGACGAGCGGAUCACUUCGCGACUAGCCCAACUCAAGGAGUCCUUGCAGACCAGGAGAAAUCGAGCCCAAGCCGACGGGCUACCGUACACCCAGGGCAUCUUCUCACGCACAACUGGCGAAAAGUACGGCGAUCACGUCACCCUCGAGGAUCUCAAGCGGGACUUUGCCCAUCUCAAGUUUCUGGUUCAGAAGUUUGUGAGCAAGGUCCCCACCGACGAACGAACCGAUGAGGAGUUGAAGAACAAGGUACCGUCGGUCUGGGCUGAGAUGAAAAAGAUAACAAGGCAUGCACGUGCGUAUUGGAGAACUGAGCCGGGCCCGCUUCGAAAGUGGUUGUUGGAGGCGUUGGUCUGGAGGAGGCUGCAUAAGGUCAUGUUUGAUCGGCAAUAUUCCGAGUACUUCGCUUUCGGACACGGCAAGGAGACGUUGGCCGAGUUUUGGGUGACUUCUAUAGCAGCAGCAAGUGGAAGCUUUGAGGAAGCCACAGCUGAACUCUGUCAGCAGAAGGCUCGUCUGGCGACGUUCCUCAAGGAAAUGUACGAGAAGGAAAGCCCGUCCCGGGUGGCGCGUGCUUGCGAAGUGGUCUUCGUGAAUGGCAUCCUUGAUUUCUUUAGGAAAAGAUAUAUCGAAUACGAGGAGGAUGAGAGAUAUUUCUUUGAAGAGAGGGCGGAGCGGGAGCGAGAAUUGCAGGAUCUGGCUGUGCAGAUCAUCACCCACGCCGGCGACUUCCAGUCGAGGAUGUUGCGCUCAAAGGGGAACUGGGCGCUUAUAUAUCGGGAUCCUCGGGAUGAGGAGAAAACGUACAAUUAUCCUUUCGCGCCCGACAAGAUGCACCUGAGAGUCCUUGAGGAUGAGUAUGUCGCAAGCGAGGACCCGACUGGGCAUCUGGGAGAUAUUCAACCGGAUGAGGAGGGUAAAUUUGUUCGUCUUGCCAUCACUCCGGGACUGUGGGAUUUUGCUGAGUGGGCGGAGACGGACCCCUAUUAUUCGGUCCCGCAUAAGAUCAUGUCAAAAGUCAGCAUGGCUCUCCCGUCAGUGGUAACUCGACCUUCCUUGUGCCGACCUUCCAACCUCCGGAAGAGUUGGGACCGGGGCGCUCGCUCUCUUCGCGCAUAUGGUGGUGCCCAGUUUACCUCCGGCCAGCAGUUCUCGAUCGGCACUUCUCAGCAACGUGGGCGAGCAACACGCAGUCCAGCACAAUUCUCCCGACAUGCCACUCAACUAUUCAUCUCCCACGCCCCCGAACGAGUCGCGCGAUCACUCACCCAAUGGCACCCGCCCACAAACCAAGACAUGUGGGAGCAACCCAUCCUGAUAAUGGGUGCCGGCCAUAUCGGCCGCCGGGUAGCUUUAGUCUGGGCGUCCGCGCUCCGUCCAGUAACGGUCUACGACAUCUCCAAAGACGCGCUCCGCUCCUGCACCGAGUACAUCACCGACAACCUAGCCAAGUACUGCCUCAGUCACGGGACCCAUCCCGGCCCCGUCCACUUCACUACCGACAUUCGCGAGGCGACCACAGCCGGCAAGCGCGACGGCCUGAAGUUGGAUUUCAGCGCGGCGCACAACACCGGGCCCUCCGCCUCCUCCAAGGUGAAGAAAAAGGGACCGUGGAUGGUGAUCGAAUGUCUCCCAGAGAACCUCUCCCUCAAGAUCUCUGCCCUGGCCGAGAUCGAGCGCUUGCUGCCGGAAAACUGCAUCAUCGCGUCCAACAGCAGCAGCCUGAUGACUUCCGAGAUGGCACCCCACCUGCAACACCCGGGUCGCCUGCUUAACACGUACUACUACAUCCCGCCGCGUAACAUUUAUGUGGAAGUGAUGUCCUCCUCGCACACGUACGAAGGCAUCUUCCCGUUUCUGACGCAGGAAAUGAAAAACAUGGGACUGAGUCCCAUGGUGGUUCCCCCCGGGGUCCAGUCACAGGGGUUCAUAUUCAAUCGCAUCUGGGCGGCGUGCAAGCGCGAGACGCUGGCGGUGCUGCAGGAGGGAGUUGGGCAGCCGGCGGAGAUCGAUGCCCUGUUUCGCGACUUUUUUCAUGCCGAGAAGGGGCCUUGUGAGCGCAUGGAUGAGGUUGGACUGGAUAUUGUGGCUAACGUCGAGGAACACUAUAUCGAGAAACGGCCCGAGAUUGCAAAGUCUGGAGAGAAACCGCUGGAGUGGUUGAAGAAGACGUACGUUGAUCGUGGUGAAUUGGGCGAGAAGAGUGGUGAUGGCUUGUACACGUUGGAGGAAAGAGAAGCGCUCAAGGCGAAACAUAAGCUGGAGAAGUAUCCUGACGUGGAGGAGGCACUUGGUGCUUGA